AUGGCGUCGGAGAGCUCUAGGUCGUCUCGGAGCAGAGGGUCUGGGCAGAAGAGGGGGGUUCUUUGUGGGCAUGGAGAGAGACCAGUGUUGCGAGUCUCGGGAACCAAAGAAAACCCAGGUCGCCGCUUCUGGGGCUGCGUCUACUAUGAGGUUAAUGAAGAAUGUCAGUUUUUUCGCUGGGCAGACCCAGAAGCUGGAAGCGAAGAUCCGCAUGUUACAAGGUUGAAGAGAAAAGUUGUAGCCCUCAAGGCAGACGUGAAGGCAUCUGAGUGGAAGCUGAAGGUUGCUGCAAUGUUAUGCUUGGUUGGCUGGGUUGGUUGUUUAUGUUGCUGGCUGCAGGGAUUGUUGAACCAGAACCUGGGUUUACCAUGUUUGGUGCCUCUGAAGCUUGGUUGA
This is a messenger RNA of Arachis stenosperma, 396 nucleotides long. RefSeq lists its product as uncharacterized. Gene Ontology annotation, molecular function: zinc ion binding. The transcript has 2 exons. Lineage: Eukaryota; Viridiplantae; Streptophyta; Magnoliopsida; Fabales; Fabaceae. The coding region runs from base 1 to 396 and encodes 131 amino acids. The record is from RefSeq and is a predicted model, not a curated record.